AUGAAGGUUUUCUCUCUCGCCGUCGUCCUCGCCCCACCCAGCAAGCCAUGCACCGUCCUCAGCAGCGCAUCCGAUCUCUCGACGUUUUCCUUUUACCAGCGAGGAUCCGUUGGCGAAUUCAUGGCCUUCUUCACAAAGACAAUCGUCGAUAGAACACCGCAAGGCCAACGUCAGAGCGUGCAGGAGAACAAUUAUACCGCGCAUGUCUACAACCGAGGGGGGGCUGAACAGCUGGCGGCCGUAAUCGUCACAGACCAGGAAUACCCUGUCCGAUCAGCGUUCUCACUGUUGACGAAGCUGAUUGACGACUUCAUCGCCAAAGUCCCCAUGUCUGCUUACUCGACUCCAGCCUCCAUAUCAUUUCCUGAAGUCAACAACUAUCUGCAGAAAUACCAGGAUCCCAGGCAGGCUGACGCGAUCAUGAAGGUUCAACAGGAACUGGAUGAGACCAAGAUCAUUUUGCAUAAGACAAUUGAAUCCGUGCUCCAGCGAGGGGAGAAGAUAAACGAUCUCGUUGAUCGGUCCAACGCUCUCUCGAUGCAAAGCAAAGCCUUUUACAAGACAGCGAAGAAGCAAAAUUCGUGUUGUGUGGUCAUGUAG
Messenger RNA from Sparassis crispa, 600 nucleotides. Its product is annotated as Synaptobrevin homolog ykt6. Gene Ontology annotation, biological process: endoplasmic reticulum to Golgi vesicle-mediated transport. Bases 1 to 600 code for a protein of 199 amino acids. Gene Ontology annotation, molecular function: SNAP receptor activity. The record is from RefSeq and is a predicted model, not a curated record. NCBI's taxonomy places the organism in Eukaryota, Fungi, Basidiomycota, Agaricomycetes, Polyporales, Sparassidaceae. Gene Ontology annotation, cellular component: Golgi apparatus; membrane. The transcript has 4 exons.